Messenger RNA from Fomitiporia mediterranea MF3/22, 3516 nucleotides. RefSeq lists its product as uncharacterized. The transcript is spliced from 8 exons. The record is from RefSeq and is a predicted model, not a curated record. Gene Ontology annotation, molecular function: zinc ion binding; DNA binding. Bases 1 to 3516 code for a protein of 1171 amino acids. Gene Ontology annotation, biological process: DNA-templated transcription. Lineage: Eukaryota; Fungi; Basidiomycota; Agaricomycetes; Hymenochaetales; Hymenochaetaceae.
AUGCUUGCGAGUGAAGGAGAAGUUCAAGCAGUACGUCCGCCGAAGAGCAAGCGUGUUGUUGUGAGGAAGUACGCGCGUCACGCUUGUGCUCAGUGCAAGAAAGCGUACGUUGUCUUGUCCUUGCAUUUUACUUUCGCUUAUCAGCUCACUUCUCUUCGUUCUGCAGUAGAACUAAAUGUGAAGGUGGAGAACCAGUCUGCCAGCGCUUUCAUGCUUUGUUUAUUGCUUUCUGCAAAGUGCAACUGGUCUCUUGAGGAUGCACGUCGUCCCCUUACACGUGCACAUGAACAGGCUUUGAAGCAUCAGAACUCGGUUUUGCGAGCUCGGGUUGAACAACUCAGUCACGAAGUUGCUGCUUUGAGGCUACUCUCUUCGGACGGAUCAAGUUCAAACCCUCCAAGCCUUGCGGGUGUUCCCAGUCCGAGUCAUGAAGCAGACGUAGUGGCAAGCUCUGGUCGAUCUCAGCUCCACACUGCCUCUUCUCCUGUCUUCUCGGACUCUGCCGGACAAGCUCAAGGUACAAGUUCAGUACCUGGUGCGACUAGCGCUGGCCCCGAGUCUGCUCCUUUAUGGGGUCUUGUUCCUGUGGAAGACAUCACGAGUGAUGUACAACAGGAAGAUAUUGACCCUGCGGGAAGUGACAGUGAGGCUGAUUUACGGCGCCCGGAAACCGAGUUCGACUGUGAUGUAGAGAGUGCUUACGAAAGCGACGACAGUAGUGACGACAGUGAUGAUAGUGAUGUUAAUGUCAACAAAGCAUUGGCAGCACCGACGAAGACACUUUUCACUGAGCAGGAUGAUCUUCAUCAUUACGGGCUGACGUCCGUCUUUCGACUCCGGCGACGUGCAUCUUUUCGUGACAUACACAACCAACUUCAUGUAGAAAAUGAAAGCGCGGGCAGUGGAGAUGAUUCGGUGUCCUCGUUGCGAGGUGUUCGCUCAGACCGCACUCGCUAUAAGUCUCUUCGAUCCAUCCUUUCAUCGUCUUCAGCAAACGAGGCGGAUAUCCGUACGGAUUCUUCGGAACGUUAUAACCGGCUCAAACGAAGUAGGGAGAGCCGGAGGCGGAAGACUAGCGCAGCUCGUUCAUUCUCGCCAGUCCGCACUCACCAACAUAUCCUUCUCGUUGGUGACCUUGACGCGAACGCUUGGAAGGGAUGUAAUUGUCAAAGUGACUGCUGGAAUCGCUGGUUACCGAAAGGCGUUCCGCUUUCACGGACCGAGCAUGAUAUUCUUCUGGAACGUGUCUUUCUUUUCUUCACUUCAUGGUGUAUGCGUGUCAUUCCAGAAUAUUUCUUACGUGAUAUGUACACCUUCCUUCAUCCGUCUCUGUCCCAUUCCGCAGCGCCAUUUGCUCAAAUGUCAUCAACAACUCUUCCAAGAUUAGCUCACUAUUCACCAUUUAUGCACAACAUGUUACUUGCAGUCGCAACUGCCUUCUCAUCAGACCCAGAUAUCCGAAAGCCAGAAACUCGAGCACGUUUCGCUGAGGAAGGAAAGACAUAUAUUGAAGAAGAGUGUUCCCAACCAAAUAUUAGCACUGUUCAGGGGCUUGGCUUAUUAGCGAGCUACUACAGUGGUCUUGGGAAACAGACACUUGGAUUCACAUAUUUCGGUAUGUCUGCACGCAUCGCACAAGCUCUAGGUCUCUUUGCGGAUUGCACACCUCUUCUCCGUGCAGGGCGUCUUCGUCCACGUCAAGUCUUUGACCGUACUUGGUGCUUCCACAUGGCAGCUGCACAAGAUGCCUGUUGGAGCUUGUAUGUAGGACGUGAAUGUGGCAUUCCCCUUCCAGCUGCGAAGAAACACGAUGAGUCGAAGACUCGAGGGAAAGAUGCGACAAAUGCUUCUGGAAAGUCGAAUGGACAGAUUACAGCAAGCAAUAUGCCGAAAGUUUCCAUGGAUGAUCCCUUUUGCUUGGGUGUUAUCUCGUCUGACGAGACAACUGAAAGUCUUGAUACAAUGGCAUGGAGAAUUGGGGGAGCGAUUGAGGAAAACGCAAAUGACGAUGUUCCCCAAAGCAGAAUGUUCACGUGUUUCCAAUGGAGCUGCCAAUUAAUGAAGAUAGGCAGGUCUAUCAUGGACUUGAUGAAUCGCUUAGCUUCGUCAGAUAGCGGUGCAGAGAUCAAGAUAUUAGUGGCCGAUAUCGACAUACAGCUAGAUGCAUGGCGUCAAGACCUUCCCACAGAAUUAAGGCUCACGUCAGCUAACGAAAUGAGUGCCUUACCGCACAAGCUCACGAUGCACUCGGCCUUUUGGUGGCAGCACAUUUUGCUACACCGGCCGUUCUACCAUCGUCAUCGAGCAAAAUCUGUGGACUCUUCUUUCAGUGUUUCACGUUGCAACGUCGCUGCACGUGAAAUUCUGAGUAUAUUACGGUUAUGGCACAGAAUUUAUGGGACUGUGCGAUAUUGCUCUAUCACACUUGUUCAAACGAUCUUCGCUGCAGGUACGAUAUGCAUUCUACAGGCGAUGCAAGCAUCCACGGGUCGUCGACCUGCAACCCAAUCUCAGGCAUCUGCUCUCAGCAACCUCGAAGAACUCGUAGGGUAUCUACGAGAAUGCUCAAAGAGCUGGGAGUGUGCUAUUCGUAUAGCAGAUAUAUUCGAUAAGCUGUUAAAGGAACAGAAGCGAGCAAUGGAGAAUGGUGGCAGGAGCAGUUUGGAAAGAAGGGGCAGGAGGAAGAAGAGAAGACUUGAGAGUCUCAGGGAAACUGAGAGUGCUGUGCAUGCUACACAGCUGGUUGCGCCGAAUGUCGCACUGGCUGUAUCUGACACUGGGUCAAAUCAUGACAGCGGUGGCGGAGAAGCUCGUUCCCCGAUGAUGCCGCUUCCAGAUAACCCGGACCUGUUGGAUAUCUCGUCUACUGCAGGACCUCAACAAUCAAAUUUCCCUCCAUUUCACCAGUCGCUCCCGGAUGUCCCCACUAUUUACGGAUCACAGGAGCCUCCUAGCUCGAUGAUGCCUUCGGGUUACCAUGACCCUUUUUCGACCAGCCCUACGAACGGCCUUGCAACCAGCCUUCCCGGCCUUCAGGUCCCCUCCUACCCAACCGGUUACUUCUCAGACGAAUCUUACAUAUCCGACGCUCCAUACUUUAGCACAGAUGACCGGGAUCUUGACAUUCCGAUGAGCGCUACCAACACGGAGGAAAACCCAGCAAGCGCAUUCUCCGAUGUUGACUUCGACUUUGAUUUCGACCUCAACUACCUUCUCAAUUCGAAUUCCAACGCAGAUAUGGACACUGUCAUGCCUGGUAUGAGCAUGUUCGAUACGACUAGUUUGCCAGGCUUGGCUCUAGGACCGGUGACGGCUGAUUGCAUGUCUUAUGGGAAUGCACAUUUUGGAGCGUACAGCUCUGAUCCUCCGAAUCUUCUUACGCCGGCCACCUUAACCGAUAUGGGUGCAGCCGCGAACAGCGACGUGGACGUUGGUGCAGGUCUCAGCCUCAACAGUGAUCGAGAAGAUCAUCGUGCACUAUUUGACCUUCUCGAUGCCUUCAACAGCCACGAGUGA